AUGCAGGCUACCCUAGUGAAUAUUACGCAGCAACUUGUACCCUUGGCGUCACUUAUUGAAGAUGUAAAGAUCAUUAAGCUUGAAAUAUCGAAUCUUAAGAGCUCAGUUGAAUUUGCUCACCAAACUGCAAGCCAGUUGUCGGUGACGGUGAAGUCCCUGGAAUCCAGAAUUUCGCAAGUUGAGGAACACACCAAUUUGAUCCACAUUUUGGGAGCUGACCUUAAAAAGUUCAAAGAAGAUCUACAGGAUAAGGAACAAUGGGCGCGGGCCAAUAAUGUGGAAAUAAAAGGGAUUCCAGUGAAAAAGUCCGAGAACUUAUACGAUAUUGUGGAUAAUAUCAGUAAAGUUAUCCAGUGCUCUAUACGUAAAGAAGACAUCAAUUAUAUUGCCCGAGUUCCCAGCCUCAAAGCAGAGUCUCAAAAGUCCAUAAUCAUGGCGCUCAACAAUCGUUACUGCAAGGAAGAGUUUGUAGCAGCUGCGCGUAAACAUAAGGAACUCAAAGUUUCCCAACUGGGAUACGCCGAUGAAGGCCAUGUUUACGUCAACGACCAUCUCACGCUAUUUAAUAAAGCUCUUCUUAAGAAGGCGAAGGAUCUGGCGAAAACAAAAAACUUCAAAUAUGUGUGGAUAAAACAUUGCAAGAUUCUGGCCCGAAAAUCCGACACAUCACCGACGUUCCGCAUAAAAUCAGAAAAAGAUCUUCUAAAAUUUUCAUAA
Molecule: messenger RNA, 717 nt
Organism: Parnassius apollo (apollo)
Lineage: Eukaryota; Metazoa; Arthropoda; Insecta; Lepidoptera; Papilionidae
Source: the annotation of a GenBank genome assembly